GUAGCAAGUCUGACGUCAUGCAAUGGCGAUUUGAUAUGCGGUGUCGGGCGGGUCACCACUGAAACAUGUUGGCCUAUCCUUGUUGUGAACAGUGCUGCAUUGACAACUCUCUGCAUCGUGCUCUCGAUGGAUGCAUGUCAGUGUUUGGAUUAUAGCCCCGUGUCGUUUGUAUUGGGCGUGGACUGUGGCUACUUGCGUUUGUAAUCAGCGUCUGCGUCGUUGGAGUGUGCAACAGAAGCAGAGAUGAGUGGAAAGCAUGGAAAGUGAAGAGGUGGUCACAUGUUGUGCCUCGUGCCCGAUUCCGUCUCCUGUCCUGGUGCACUCCAAGCCGGCCUUGCCAUCUAGCGCGAUGCUCCAUCAUGCACGCCACUCGAGCCUGGACUUGCGAGGUCACGUUGGGCCCUUGCCCGGCAUAGCUCGUGCAGUCACGCCACCUUCGUCUGCGUCCAGUAACCACAUGCCACGGAGGCCUCACCAUCAACAGCACCAGCGUAAUCUGAGCCUGGACUCGGCCAUGCGUGUGCUGAGCCCUGCACACCACAGUGGUGGUGACACAGCAGACCGCCGCAGUUUGGCAUCGGACGACAGUGGCAUCUUCAACUCGGACGAUGGUGACCGGACUUCUCGCGUAAAUGUGGAGGCAGCCACUGGCACACUGGCUCCAGCGCCACCCUGCCAGUUGACAUUGCGGCCACCAGUUCAGGGGGUCAUUGAUGAGGUCCACUCACCAGUGCAGGAGGACAUGACGCUGAUGCCUUCUGCCGAACGGCUGGUGCCAAAAGACCUGCUGCUGCGGUUGUUUGAGUCUACGCUGUUUGACAUGCCUCUCGCCAUAGACUACCUGUUUCGUUCAAAAGAGCCUGGGGUGCUUGCAUACCUAGGCAACAGAAUGUUCAGCUUCAGUGAUGCCGAUGUGGACUUCUACUUGCCUCAGAUUGUCAGCAUGUAUGUGCACCAUAGUGACAUAGCAGACUCCCUGCGGCCCUACCUAGUCCAAAGGUGCAGCAAGGACACGGACUUUUCGCUGCAGCUGGUGUGGCUGCUGUCUGCCUUCUGCUCGGACCCCAAUGCACCUCCUCGGAAACGCUCCCAGGGGCACCAGCUCAAGCAGCUCAUACUUUCUGAAGAUUUCCGGCCACGUGUUACCGUCCAGCAAAUGUCUUCACUCUUGGUGGUGUCUUCAAAAAAGACCCAUCAGCGUUCCCUGUCAGAUGCCACUGGGAUGAGUGGUGGAGGGAGCCGGCACAUCCCCGAGUCUAGUCGCAAGGCAGCCCUACUGGGGGACCUGGGCUCGGGCCACGCCUUUGACAAUGGCUGUGCCUGCUACGACAGUUGCGAUGGCAUUGUUGGGGAUCUGCGUGGACGAGCCAAGGUGGAGUGCCACUGCCAGGCACCUCGCCUCACCUCUCAGAACCAGUUUAUAAAGACCCUCAUCUCCUUGGGCCUUAGACUACAAGCAGUGCCUACAAAAGAGCUCAAAACUCAGAGGCUUCAGGCCGAGCUUUCACUGGUCAACUUGAACUUGCCGGCACGGGUAUGGCUUCCUCUGCACUCGGACAAGUUUCCCCACCUUGUGGUGAGGGUGCCCCCACAGGCAGCUGCAGUGCUCAACUCGAAGGACAAGGCACCGUACCUCAUAUAUGUGGAAGUGGUCGCUGUGGAUGACAUCCAGACGUCACCUGUUCCUGCAAAGGUCCUCAACCCUCUCCGGUUGACAAGGUCAGAAGAAAACCUCCCCGACUACUUUGGUGUGCAACCUGCAGCAGUCUUCUCCAUGUGUGGCAUGGAUGAUGAUGCUGAAUGCUGGACCCAAGAGGAUGAUGAAAUCUCCAUGCAGUUUCUGCGGAAUCAGAAAGCACAGGAGCGAGACACGCUGUCGGUGUUGUCAUUGGACAGUGGGACUAGUGCCGACAGCAAGGAGCCCCUCUUUGUUGUGGCCAGUGACGUGCGCCGGCGGCUGUCGGAGAACUCGCAUGUGCCCAAGAAUACAGUCAAGCGUGAUCCUGAGGACCCAUCAGCGGCUGCCCUCAAGGAGCCCUGGGAAGAGAAGGUGCAGCGCAUUCGAGAGUCCUCCCCGUACAGCCACUUGCCCGGAUGGCAGCUGCGGGCAGCCAUUGUCAAGUGUGGUGAUGAUCUGCGCCAGGAACUCAUGGCUUAUCAGCUGCUCAAGCUCCUACAGAACAUCUGGCAGCAGGAGCAUGUGAGCCUGUGGCUUCGGCCAUACCGCAUCCUCGUAACGUCAGCUGACAGUGGCCUUGUGGAGCCCAUCCUGGACACCAUGUCUCUGCACCAGGUGAAGAAGCACUCACAGCUGUCACUGCUGCAAUACUUCGAGCAGCAGUUUGGACCACCAACCAGCGAGGCCUUUUUGAGUGCACAGCGCUGCUUUGUCGAGAGCUGUGCUGCAUACUGCCUCAUCUCGUACCUCAUACAAGUCAAGGACAGGCACAAUGGGAACAUCCUGCUCGAUGGAGAAGGCCACAUCAUUCACAUCGACUUUGGCUUCAUACUGUCCUCGUCGCCCAAGAACCUUGGCUUUGAGAGCUCCCCAUUCAAGCUGACGCAGGAGUUUGUUGAUGUGAUGGGCGGCCUGGACUCGAACAUGUUCAACUACUUCAAGGUGCUCAUUCUGCAAGGGCUGGUGGCGGCACGCAAGCACCAUGAGCGCAUCAUCACCCUGGUGGAAAUCCUGCAGUCCAAUGCCCGGCUGCCCUGCUUCCAGUGGCAUGGGGCCAGUGCUGUGCGCGCUCUUCGUGAACGUUUCCACAUGGGCUGCACCGACGAGAGGCUGCAGAUGCUUGUUGACUCGCUUGUGGAAAGCAGCAUGCACUCGCUCACGACACGUCUGUAUGACAACUUCCAGUACUUCACAAAUGGCAUUCUCUAGGCUGGCUUUCCUUGACCAUUGGCCCUCCUCACCAAGUUCUGCUUGGUGGCUGGAGGUGUCUGGAUUUAGUUCUUCCUUGCAUGCUCAACUACUACAUAGGGCCCCAGGUGUGCACCAAUACCAGCACAAAACACUGUUGACAUUCUUGUGCUAGCCCACUAGGUUUUCAGCAUACUGCAACAGGAAGGAGACCAUUGUGCAUGUGGGUGGGAUUCUCUGAAAGACCAACUCUUUCACAGUCGUGUUACUCUCACAGGUUUAUUGAGGGUUGGCUGGAGCUUGUCUACGAUAACCCUUCAAGCCUAUAACAGGAUCCCUUGCAUUCCCCUUUGGUGGAAGACAAUGAAUGGCAUCUGCUUUGAGUGAACUUUACGAGUCACUGCCAAGUGGUUAGUCUGAACAGCUUGUCAAGGCUGUGGCUAGCAGCAACUCUAGCCAACUUCCUGGCAUGACUUGUUUGACAUGCUUCUGUUUUUUACAGCAUUGCAACAGCUCCUUCUCUAUGAAAGCUGCAAGUAGGGCCAGUGACUAGCAAUGCAAGUAGGCCAGCAAAGGCCUGACAAGUCUCUCCCUCUUGUAUAUAACACUCGACCAUGCAGAAUGAUUUCAUUCUCUGUGCAUCCCUCGUGUGACACCAACUGUUUCUCAUGCCAAACACUUUUGGUGCAGGAACAAUACGAUGUCCCUUCAUCAUUUUAUCCGCAGCAUGACAGACUCGGUGUGACAUUUUGUCCACACACUGUUCUUUGUACAUAAUGUUCUUUUGUUAGGAAACCUUAGGUGAACAGCUUUGGUAACAAAAAGUAAAAUGUUUUGUUCUUUAAUUUGCAUGUCUGUGAACAGUUUUGCAUGUACAGAUAGUGAAGUACCUCGUGCUGCAGACAGUCUGCAUGGCUGAGCCAGAUAGCUUUGUGGAGUGUGUAUUAUGCAGUGGUUCUGUCGUUUUCAGUGAACACUCCAUAAAAGGUUUCUAUACAUAUUAACUCUAAGGCAUAGUUAAUGGUGCAACCUCUUAGUUUGCAAAAUUCCUCCUUUUGUAUCAUACUUUAUGAACAAAUCACUCUUUCUAUUCCAUCUAGGCUGCAUCAACAGAAUGUUAAUUUAGUGUCAGGGCAUUGCAAGCUUUUUUUUUUUUUUU
Molecule: messenger RNA, 4025 nt
Organism: Dermacentor silvarum
Lineage: Eukaryota; Metazoa; Arthropoda; Arachnida; Ixodida; Ixodidae
Gene: fwd
Product: phosphatidylinositol 4-kinase beta
Exons: 15
Coding region: 257-2887 (876 amino acids)
Biological process (GO): phosphatidylinositol-mediated signaling; phosphatidylinositol phosphate biosynthetic process
Cellular component (GO): cytoplasm; membrane
Molecular function (GO): 1-phosphatidylinositol 4-kinase activity
Source: RefSeq, a predicted model, not a curated record